Moesziomyces antarcticus is the source of this 5679-nucleotide messenger RNA. RefSeq lists its product as uncharacterized. Bases 1 to 5679 code for a protein of 1892 amino acids. The record is from RefSeq and is a predicted model, not a curated record. Lineage: Eukaryota; Fungi; Basidiomycota; Ustilaginomycetes; Ustilaginales; Ustilaginaceae. The transcript is spliced from 5 exons.
AUGAGCUUCGAGGCUGGAUCGCGCUGCUUCCGAAAUGAGAUCAGAACGGAAAGCACUGUCACUUCCUCUGCAAUGGGCUGCAAUGAUAGAGGCAGGCGAUUGCACCUGAACUUCGGUCGCCUCUUGCCCUUUGUGUCGGGUCUGCGGAGCGGAUUCGACUCGUCCGCGCUCGCAGCAGGGGCUGCACGACAACAUGUGCACACUGGCGAGGCGGAGACAGGCGAGGGCAAAGUCAUGCAAGAAUUGGGCCAAGCGAGGUGCUCUGCGAAAUCUCGGCUUGGCUCGUCGCGCAGCAUCGCAACACUGAAACUCGGCGCCCACCGAGGCGAAUCCCGGCGACCGUGCUGCCAUUCUGCCCUGCUGCCCAUUCUGCGCGGCUGCCCGCCCGCCUCUGCGCGCUUCGCCUUCGCCUUAAUCAGCUGCCUUGGCGUAGAGCAGCUUGUCAAACCCCAACCGACACAUGCACGGCCAACAGCUGCUCAUUGCUCGGCUGCUCCGCGCUCUCAUUUUCGCCUGAACUCUGCUGCCCGCGGUCGGCAGGUGGCCAGCCCGCUUCUCGAGCUUCAAAGUGGACCGGUGCCGGACGAGGCCUCACUCCUCGCUGCGAACGAUUGCGAUCCCACCUCCUGGUUCCACUCAUCGCCGCCCGCUCGCCUUCCGUCCACCUCAUCACCAUCCAUCAACACCAUCCAGGGCGUGGUCGUCGCAAUCGCCUCCGCUCCGCACCGAAUCUGUGCCAUGUCGGCGACUCUCCAUAGCCAUCCUUACCGGCUCAGCCCUUCCGUCUCGUUGGCGGUCGAUGGUGCUGAUACGAGUCUUCAGCACAGUCAGAGCAACGCUUCCAACCUUUUCCAGCACGGCCUUUUGGCCCGAUCCCCCCAAUCGUCCAACGCUGCACGUCUUUCCCCUUUGCCGCAGGCAACCUCGCCAACAUCGCCCGUUGCUUCAUCUUCUAGGACCACAAUGGCCACGGCUUCCAGUUCUCCGCAACCUAAACCGGCUGCCGCCCUCGGAUCCGAGCUCUUCGAUGCCAUUGUUCAGGCAGCCGACCCCCGCCAUCCAGACCACGCCGCUUGGCAGGAACGGUACGGCUCGCUCUCCAACCGCUCGUCACGCGCCUCCUUCUCCUCCUCUUCCAAGCGCGACAAAGCUGGCCCGAAUCUCGCCGCCACAUCAAACUCUCGCAAGUCUCUGGACCAUCCCGAUGGGGCGACGAGGAGGAGGGGCGCCUCUCGCAAGGCAGGCGCACCCUUCGACCUUUCACGUAGCAACCACGCCGACUCGGCUGCGGGCUCGGAUGCCGAUGAUCCACUCCUACCCGCUUUCCUCUCCGGUGAUGACCGCUCCACUCCCGUUCGCGCCUCCUUCGAAGGCUCGAUGCACUCCAAUCGCUCUGCUUCCGUCGCAAGCUCCAGCCACCGACGCCGCAAUCGCAGACUGCGCGACGCUUCUCGACCCAAGCCGCUCCUCCCUCCCAUCCCGCCACCGCGUGUGACGAGCUCCACCAACUGGCAGUCCACCUACGGCUCUCCCUCGCUUCCCACGCUCGCCUCCUCUUCCCGCAUCGACAACCACCCGUCAUCUUCUGGCACCGUCAGCGACAACCAGGACCACUUUGCCUUUCCAGCACCUGCAGAGCGUCUUCUUGCUUCUCCUGAUCUGCCGGCCUCAGUCCGCAUCGCCCAUCCGUACGCAUCGGCCAUGGCGGCUGAGCCCGCGCUCGAAAAGGUUUCGGCUCUGCCAACCAUGCCAUUCGCUCCAUUCGCCAACGGCAUAAACCCUAUCGGUCGCCCGCGCCAGCAUCCUGCUUCCUCCGAACUAUCCAUAUCCGCCAACCAGAGUCCCGCCCUCUCGCUGCCCGCAGCGGAUCAGCGAGAGCCCGUUCGCCCGUCUCAUACUGGCCACCAAAGGCGUCAGGAGUCGACGUCAACUUCGGGUCAUUCCAGCCAAGUUGGGGCCAUGCCAGCAUUCGCCUCUCACACUUCGCCGAACGGGGCCCUGACCCAGCAAUCGAGCUUCCUGCAUCUUCCCCGCUCCAAGUCCGCCAGCAAGCAAGUCGCUUCGCCCAGGAUCGGGCACACAACGCUCCCAGACCGACCAUCACGCCACGCAAAUAGGCCGGACGGCAUUGCACCUCCCAGAAAGUCUCUCAGCAAGAUCCGCCAGAUCCUCGGCAGCGACACGCCUGCCCUUGACGGUCCUCCUCUCCCCGAAAAGUCGCAGGCCCAACUGCAGCGGGCUGCCAACUCUGCCAACGAGAUACAAGACGCCGCGCCCUCUCUCCCUCCAAAGGGCGGCAGCUGGGCUGCUGCUCCACCACAAGAAGCGGCCACGCGGACGCCUCAGCCCGCUCAAGCGGGCCAGGAUGCUGAAGUGUCAAGAGAAGGCGUGGACAGCUCCAGCAAAUUCGGUCUCGCUGCCUUUCCUCUCCGUCGUGACGACGAGUUCCGAGCGAACGACAACGAGUUCGAAAUGUCCGAUGACUCCGAUGUCGAGCCAGAGCCUGAGGUUUCUCGGGUCGGUUUACCGCAGCUCUCGACCUCGUCUUUCCAUCAUCAGCAUGCGACGGCUCCUCGCAAGCCACAGAGAAAUCCCGGUGCUGUCCGUCGCAGUCUCGAUUCCAUCAUUUCACCCUUCCGCGCCGGACUCUUCAACGUGGGCGGUGGCUCCUCGAGCACUGGGAGGAAGAGUAACGCAUCCAACACCAAGGCUGGCCUCGCCGUCCCGGAACCCGAACCGAUCGCCGAAGGACGUCGAAGCUUUUCGGAUUCGCGCUUCGUGAGGCCCUUCCUGCCCCGCAAUCGCAACGCAACGCUGAAUGGGAACAGGCGCCCACUGAGCAAGGUCCUCGACCACCCGGAUGAUGAGAUCGAGGAUGUAAUGCAGGUGCUGGCCAGGCGUCAGGGCGAUGAGCACGACGCAUCCCUUGGCAUGUCGCCAGCUGCAGACGCUCAAGCUGCCUCAACCGAUGCACAUGCGAAGUCAGAUCUUCAGUCCGUCGAAUUCUCAUCUCGACGCAACCGCGCCAUCAACUUCGACCUGCCAAACUCGAAGCGGGUCCCGACUGGCCCGUCUGCUGGAGGCCAUGGCAAUGCAAAUGGAGCGGAGGCCGGACAAAGGUCCUGGGAAGCCACGGCAGCUCCAGGGUGGGCAGAUGCUUCGAUGCCGAGCAUGUCCAGCUCGCGAAGCAUGGCAAGCACUUUCAGUCGAUCUACAAACAACUUGCACGAUGGUGGCGACUCGCCUUUUGAAGCGUUCGCUCGCAACGCCACGCUCUCCAUCCAGCAGCAGUCCCCGCGAGGCAGAUUCGGCGGCUUCUUUUCCAAGGUCAAGGGCUCGGUAACGCCAAAGGGAACACCUAAUCUACCUUCGAACGAGUUCUCCGCUUCAUCUGGACCGUCGACGAUCAAUCAUCAGCAGAACGAUUCGCCACAGGCAUCUCCCGUGGCCAUGAUCGGAACUUCCAAGAGAGCCGAGCGACCGUUUCGCGCUAGAGUCAAGUCUCUGACCUCGCCUCGGGGUCUGUCAUCUUCGCGCAACAACGACAAUGCUGCCAUCGUUCCUGCAGUUCCGGCGAUCCCGAGCCAAUUCGUCGACCUCCCCACGGAGGACGACAGAUACGUACGCGCGGCGUCGGUUGGCCCGACGCUCACCAACAGCAGCACUGCCAGCAGUCAGGCUAUGCAAAUGCCUGCUUCCAUGUCGGCCACAUUUGCAUCCCCUGGGUGGGAGCACACGCAGUCCGUAUGGGAGGAAUCGCCGCAGAUCCCAACCUCAUCUACAUUCCCGUCGACCGACAAGUCGUCCCGCUCGCUCGGCAGAUUGCUGCGCAGGAAGAAGACACAGGAGAAUCUGGACGCGGUCAUCGAGAGCUUCGUGCCCCUGCCACCUAAAAUGUCGCAUGCCGACGCGGCAGACGAGGCAGCGCCCAGGUCAUCCAUGUCGUCUGUCCGAGGAUUUGACGUCGUCGACCCGGCCGAACCGGCUUCGAGCCUGGGACAGACGCGCACCACUAUCCGCAAGACGCUGAGCCCGGCACUGCUGAGCGAUUCGCCUCAUCAAGGAAUCGACGAAGCGCUCGAAGACGAAGUGGCCAGCUCGCUCGGCCAUGGCGUUGCUGGAGCCAGACUUGACGUCGAUGCAGACGUUCGGAAGGGCAGCGAAGCAGCAGCUGCGCGGGAGACAUCGGAAGCCGACGAUGUUGCUGAAGAGCUCAGCGAGUUGCCCGGUGAUUCGCAGCGCUUUCGAUCGCCUCUGGGACGCUUCAUCCGCAGCAACGCACCGGGCGAUCGUCUAUCGCGCGUUGAAGAACUCAGCGAGCGUCUUUCGCAUAUCGCAGACCCCACCGAUACAGGCGCCCUGCGAGGUCCUGUGUCAUUGCCGACAUCGCCGAAUCCGCGCUCCUUCGGCGAGCAUCGAUCAGUGCGCAGAAGCGUCAGUGGCAAUGUGCGAGGCCAGGCGGUACCCCCGCCGACGCUCGAGCUCGCUGGCGUCCGGGAGAGUCGACUCAGAAAUGCCAGUCUGGACAUUGUCCGCAACGGGACCGCUUACGAGGCCGCUUCCUCGCGGCCCGCCGCGCUUGAAUCGCCAGCCUCGCUCGGCUCAACGGUUGCGAGUUCUCCGGCCGCAGGCAGGUCGGCGAUGACGCCCAAGAGCCCGGGGUCAAUGGCCAUGUUUGGCGAGCAGUUGACGCCUUCGUGGCGGUCGACGAGCUUCAGCACGGCGCGCACCGGACGAACAUCGUUCUCCCAGGACCGGGACAGAGCACCUGUGGCGAGUCCGAUCAGCCCUCCGAUGCCUUCGAGUCGAGGCGCCGGUGUGAGCCAGGCCAUCAAGCGGCUCGGCAUUAAGGGGAAGAGCAAGAAGACCGGCAAAGGCAUCGGUCCGUCCGACGUGAUUGUGCUGGACUACGACGAGGAUGAAACGGCCGAGGAUGCGCUGCGAGAAGCGGCGGCACGACCAUCCAUGUCGCUUGAGCCGCGCCCGUCCUUCGGCGGAGGGGCACGGCCGUCAUUCAGCAACUUGGCUCGACCGUCUUUCGGAGGCGGCGCACGGCCGAGCAUCGAAGUCACGGGCCGCAACAGCCUGGUCGCAGCCGAGAUGGUGACUAAGCUCCUGGAGGUCGAAGCGAGCGGGCUGAUCCCGAGCCCGGUGACCCCCUCGUUCGGCAGCAACGGACUUGGCCAGCACAGCCAGAGCGACUUUGCCAAGAGCACAACGUCGCUGGGCCGUAAAGGGGCCGAAAGCGACGCCGGUCUUGGAGCAGCAGAAGUUGCUGGUCUCGGCAUCGGAAGUGUACAGUGGUGCGAGGGGAUGCCGCUGCACAAGGCCGAGAGUGGCGAAGCUAUGGCGAGCGCGUCGGCUUCAGACGGCACCUACACUUCGCAAGGUGUACAGACUCCCGAGAACGCAUCGCUCUCCCACAGCGCGUCGAUGCAAAUGCUUCCCAAGUCGGACAUGGCAUGGGCUGGCACUGAUGGAGAUACGGACGCAACGCCCUCGACGCCCGGCUUGCCCCCGCCCAAGUCUUCCGAACUGGUGGCUCUCGAGGCUCUGCUGGGACGCUUCCCGCAGCAGCAGAAGGAAUUGCUGCAGGACAUUUCCGCGCGCGUCGCCAAGACGCCCAAGAUGGACAAGCGGGGAGGAUGGGAUAGCCGCGAAGACGUCGCAAGCUCCUGA